Messenger RNA from Monopterus albus (swamp eel), 6673 nucleotides. It is a transcript of the gene shc3, whose product is annotated as SHC (Src homology 2 domain containing) transforming protein 3. The transcript is spliced from 16 exons. Gene Ontology annotation, molecular function: receptor tyrosine kinase binding. Bases 2098 to 4194 code for a protein of 698 amino acids. Gene Ontology annotation, cellular component: plasma membrane. NCBI's taxonomy places the organism in Eukaryota, Metazoa, Chordata, Actinopteri, Synbranchiformes, Synbranchidae. Gene Ontology annotation, biological process: cell surface receptor protein tyrosine kinase signaling pathway; intracellular signal transduction. The record is from RefSeq and is a predicted model, not a curated record.
CAUUCCUUGCUUUCUGUAUACAUUUAGCAGUUUAGUUAAUUAGGUGCACCUGUGCCGUUUACUGUGGGGAAAUGGGCUUACAACAAGUGUGCACCCAGUGGCCACAUGGGCCAACAAGGAACUGGUGACGCACUGGAAAACUAAGUUCGACAAGCUACCGUAUGUCACUGUGGGGAAGUUUCUGAAGGCUGUGAUUGGAUGAUUUGAACACAAUUAGCAGCAGCACAACACAGUGGCAGAGAAGUGGUGGGUGGGCCUUCAGUGCCUCAGGAUCUGUGCCCUCUGGACACCCACAUACCGAGCACUACAAUGAAUUUUGCACCUUUUGUCCCCAUGGCUACACAGCAAGAGAGGCUACGUGGCCCAGUUCAGCUGUCUCUCUGGGGUAAUAGGCAGACAUUUCUUACUUCCCGAUACAGUGCAGGGAAAGCAUUUUGUUUGUGAGUAUAUGCACUUUGAAUAACCUUGCAUGAAAAAUUAGCCAUAAGAAUUUGUAAAAAAGUAAAAAACUUGUAGUGAAUCACACCCGCUGUUUGUUAAAGACUGAAAUUUAGAAAUUUGGCUAAAAUUAUGUAUGGAGUUAAAGAUCAGUUACUCAUCAUUCAAAGUCAGAAUAUAACGAGUAGUUACUACAAAAGCCUCAAAAGUGUUACUAUUAUUCUAAUAAAAUGUUAUUUUAAAUGAGCUGAAAAUUCAAAUGGGGGGAAAAAAAUGCAUUUUGCUUAAGUUUCCAGUAGUAAAUAAAUUAAAUACUAAGUCCAUGCUGCAUUAUAUUUUGUCAUAAAUGUGGUAGGAGUAUAUGGGUUUAUGUGGCAGGUACAAUAAAAAUUAUUUCAGUGUUAUUUUUAGCAAUAGUGAUGAACUCUCAAAAUAAAAAAAAAACUGGCCAAGGGAAAUUAGAGUUUUUCUUUUGGUAUCUCUAAGCUUCCAUACUAUACAGACUCAGCUUUCAUAGAUAACAGCUAAUUGUGUUGCAUUGUUUUUAUUUCAGAUUGCUUAAGUUUAUCAGAAAAGUAACAAUUAACCAAUUGUAUAACAUUGGAAGAUGGUGAGGGGCUUUAAUCCUCAUGCCAAACAGCUGCAAAUGCAUGUUUCAUUAAGUGUAGUCUAAUAGUAAGGUAAUAUAAAAUACACCAGAAGUAGAUAAAAUACCAUUGUGUCUUUGAGGAUCAUGUAUUUACAAAGGGUAACAACUGGAACGUUAUGAUUCGCACUUGUAAUUAAAAUUAUAUGAAACAUUACAAUAUUAGUGGUAACAUCAAAACCAGGACACUAAUUGGUUUUCAAAGCAUAGUUAUGUGUCUAACCAUAUCUACAUUUGUUCUUUUAUAUGUAUGCAUGAAAUGGUAAAUAAUUAUAUGUGUGGGUGGUAAAUGUUCACAUGAAUGUGGGGGGGAAAAACCUGAUAAUGGUGACAAUCAAAAUUACAGGGGUGACACUUUUAUUUCUAUUUACUGUCCUGGAUGUUUUUCAUUCUCCUUAUUGUGCUAACUAAACACAAGCUUAAUAAAUUAAGCAAACACCUUAUAUCUGAUGAUGUGUGUAACAUUUUUGAAGGGCAGAUAAGAGAAAACAAAAUGUACACCUGCAUUUGAAAUGGUCUCUUCCACUAUUCUGCAAGCCUCCCCUGAAUGAGUCAUCCAGCUGGCUCCUCAUUGGAUAAGACCAUGCCAUCCCUAGGGAUUGCCUUGCAGAGGCAGAAAGGCCUUGCUUCCAUUCACAGAAAUAUUGUAUCAUCGCCACUGGAAACCAAACCGGCUACAUCACAACACUGGCAGCCUUUUUGAGACCUUUUGCUUCAUCCUCUUCUUCCUCUGCUUCAGUUUUGUGCUUCCAUGGAUUGGGGCUGUAUAUUUUUCUCUAACGGAUUGAAUUGCACUUCAGGGUUUUACUGAGGACAGACUGGACUUUGGCGACAACAGCAGCAGCAACUCAGCACAACCAGCACUGUAACCUCAGUAAAGAAAAUUAGUCAGGUGGCCUGUGAUUGCUAAAAGGUGUUUGCUGCCUCUACUGCUGCUGCCAUGUUACAGGAGAGGGUAAUCAGUACGGCUCAGCCACAUCUGCCAGCACACUUGUGAAAAAGGCAGGCUGUGCAUGUCAGUUGGUGAAGAGAGGGGAGAGAGCAAGAGAGAGAAGGGUAUGCUUCACCGUACCAAAUACAACCGCUUCAGGAAUGAGUCAGUAACCUCCGAUGAGCUUCUCCACAGCCUGCCUAUGAACCCCAAGGUCUCGGCCCCCCCCCAGCCUGUAGCCGAGACAUCUUAUACACCCCCGACUGAGGUCCAGUCCACCACCACCACCACUGCCUCCUGCACCUCCACCAGCCACGGCUCUGACCACCUGGAAGAUGGAGGUACCACCCUCUGUACCCUCAUCAACAAGGUGUCCAACUUGAAAUUCAGUAACUCGGGCAGCUUGCUGGGCAUCAAGGGUCUGCCCUCGGCUGUCAAGGACCUGGCUGUGUCUAAGCUGCAGGGGGGUGGGGGAUCAGGCUCAGGCGGCUCCAGUGGCCCGAGCCCCAGUGCAGCGACGGCAGCAGCAGCCUCUGGUGUGGGCGGCUCUCUGUGCAGCUUGGCCUCCCAUUCAACCCCCUGCUCCCAGCUGGAGCCAGCUGUCAACAUGAGCAAGAAGAGCAGGUUGGACGAGCUCCAGCCUGGUGGAGAUGACUGGAAUCUAGGUGGGGGUGGUGGACUGGUGAGCAAACCCUCCAGAGGAUGGCUACACUCAAGCGAGAAGAUCUCUGGUCCAGGAGUGACAUACAUUGUGAAGUAUCUGGGCUGUAUAGAAGUCCUUCGGUCAAUGAGGUCCCUGGAUUUCACCACAAGAUCACAAAUAACAAGGGAAGCCAUCAGCCUGGUGUGUGAAGCUGUUCCAGGGACCAAGGGAGCUCUGCGGAAGAGAAAGCCACCAUCCAAAGCUUUAUCCAGUAUCCUGGGCAAGAGCAACCUGCAGUUUGCUGGCGUGUCCAUCAACCUCAAUAUCUCCACCAGUAGCCUCAACCUGAUGACACCCGACUGCAAACAGAUCAUAGCCAACCAUCAUAUGCAGUCUAUCUCCUUCGCAUCAGGUGGAGACCCUGACACAACAGAUUAUGUUGCCUAUGUAGCAAAGGACCCUGUCAACAGAAGAGCAUGUCACAUCCUGGAGUGCUCUGAUGGUCUAGCCCAGGAUGUCAUCAGUACCAUCGGUCAGGCUUUUGACCUCCGCUUCCAGCAAUACCUGCAAUGUCCCUCAAGCAAGUUGUCCUCUACACAUGACAGGGUAUUAAACAUGGAGGAAUUGCCAUGGACAGAGGAAGAGGAGGAGCCCGCAGAACAUCCUUACUAUAACAACAUCCCUGGCAAGAUGCCCCCUCCUGGAGGCUUCAUUGAUGCACGGCUGACCAAUCAGAAUGCAUCACCCGAUGGCUGUCAGUUGGGCCCAGGUGCAGUAGAUCAGACAUAUUACCAAGGACGCCACUGUGGCGAAAACUGGGGAGAUGAAAGAAAGUCCACAUUCAUAAACCAGGGAUCAUUUGAUAUAGCCAGUCUGCCUGAGAGUAAAGCUCCGCCACCAAAAACAGCAGAGAUGCCUGCAUAUGUGAACACCCAGCACAUUGACGCCCAGGUACUGGCAGCACUCCAGGCAGAGGGGGACAGUGUGACAAAGGACAUGGCGGCUGCAGCCAAAGAAAGCCCACAGAAGGACCUGUUUGACAUGACAAACUGCAACAUUUGCACCACAAAACACAGUGCAGAGCCCUUUGAGGAUGCCAUUCAGUCUCAGUCCCAUCCACUGUCCCAGGGGCAAGCCCAGCCCCAGGUGUCGGGUCUUCACAAGGUAGCAUCUGUGGACAACUCAAGCCCACUUCUCGUGCGCUCACUGGCUUUGCGGGCACAGGAGGAGCUGGAGGGCCAGGCAUGGUACCAUGGCAAAAUGAGCCGCCGUGAUGCUGAAAAACUGCUGACGGAAGACGGAGACUUUCUGGUUCGUAAGAGCACCACCAACCCAGGGUCCUAUGUACUGACAGGCAUGCACAAUGGACUUGCCAAGCACCUCCUGCUGGUGGACCCUGAAGGCACGGUAAGGACAAAAGAUCAUGUAUUUGACAGCAUUAGCCACCUUAUUGGUCAUCACCGUGACAACAGUCUGCCAAUUGUGUCAGCUGGGAGUGAACUGUGUCUCCUUCAGCCUGUUGGAAGGAAACAAUGAUGCUUGCAAUGCCCGAUGGGAAAUAGGAGGCUCUGAGCAGUAUCGCCUACCAUCCUGAGACUUGAAGAUGAACCAUUAGGAGAAGAUGCUUAAAGGCUUGAUGUGCUGACAGUGUUCUGGGAAAAACUGGCCUGCAGUUACUUUACUGGACUCACUGGAGACCACAAGAUUUGUUUAAAAUAAAAUAAAUUAUUUAUAGAACUGUUAUUUUACCGCGAUGACUGAAAUGCUAUAUUUUUGAGAGGAAAUUAUCUUGAUCUGGUGAUUUAAAAAUUAAAAAAGACAGUUCUUGUAGUUUAGACAAAGUGCAAAUCAAACCUCCAAGAGGUGUUAAGAAUAUUUUAGAAUAAAAACAAAUUUUAGUUUUGUCUGUCAAGCACAACCUCAUUUCUACAGGAACUGUUGGCUAAGAGAUCGAGGGAAUAGUUUGGACAACAAAUGCUGUUUCUAAUGAAUUGGUGUAAGAAAAAAUGUCCUUUAAUCUCACCCGUAGUGUGACAGCUCACUCAGUCACUAGAUGAAACCAGUUUUGAUUGGGGAUAAGAACUGAAUGUGUUGCUUUGCAGUGGUUAGCAUUGGGGUGCAAACAGAUUUCCUUCAUAGUGCUGUCAUUGGCUUUAAAGAACCUUUUUUCUAAAGUAAUUUCUUGUGUCAAAGCAGUCGCAUGACUUAAGUCAACUGUUCUUGUGGACCUUGUUUGUAGACCUUGAUACCACUUUAUUUGAAAGAGGUGCUUGUGUAUGCUGACACUGUAAAAUAUUUAUGCUUUUCAACCAGUGAUUAUUUCUGAAUUGGUUUUCUUCAGGUUCUUCUUUUAGGUGUGUAGUCGGUGAUUAGUUUCUGGGGGCUUGCAAUGAAUAUUCUCACAUUCUCAAUUAACAUUUUUGACAUUUUUGUAAACUUUUAAAAGUUGUUUGAAUGAUCACAAAUGAAUAGCACAAUCAGAAAGUUAGAUCCGUGUCAGUUGUACCAAGAUGAAUUGCCAGUAGGCGUAAUUUACACUUAAACUGCAUCAGACAAAGGUUGAAUUCAUGCACUGUGCACUCAAUGCAGAAUGUUCAUCUUCACUUAUUGAUGGUAAAAAGAUUUUAUUUCCCAGUUUGGAGAUCUUAUGGCAUGACUACUAUAUUGCCACAGGUGUCAUCAUAGAAGCACUUGUUCACCUGUCGAUCACAUGCACUUAAAUUCCUUUUUUUUUUUUUUAUCACUUAAAGGUAACAAAGAAUGUUAUCUAGCUGUGUGUUGCUUUGAUAUGGUACAGGGGAAAUUUUCAGAAGCUUGACAGAUCAGAGCUAAUUUGCAUUUUGCAGUCCAUUGUACACAAAACAGUUUACUCUUUGUGUGGAGUGGGGAUCAAACCUGUUUAAAAUGCUAAUAGAAAUAGUACACAGACUAUUAAAAUGCUCUUAUCCCUACUACUGCCAGUACUCUGAUGGAAACCAAAUGAAUGGGGCAUCGGAUUCGAUAUGCACCAGACCAUUUCAGUUGAGCCAAAAUACGCAUGUGUUCAAUGAGUUUCACAAGACAGAUGCAAUGUAACAUAAUGUGCCUGUAUUUUGCUGCAAGAGGGAGUGUAAAGUACAUGUAUUUAAUGACAUAGUGUUGAUUGUUAGAAAACAAAAUGUCCACCAGAUCCAUUUUGGUUAGAACCAGUUAAGACCACCUUGAUUCCUUGCAUCCCAUAUGUCCUAAUUUUCUACUCGGGAUUCCUUUAGGGGAAAAAAUGACUGAGAGGAAGGAUGAGGGAAAAGUGACAAGGGUGCAAAGAAUUAUGGGUGUUUUUGACACAUGAACUUUUAAUUCAUUUGAUUAUUUGUGACUUUCAUCAAAUCUAGCUUGGGGAAAAGAAAUGCGCAAAAUUUUUACAAAGAACUAUGCUAAUGUAAAGAAUUAUUUUGAGCUCGGUUUAUUUUUUAAAUGCAAAUUUGUACAACCACAUCAGCAACGUUUUGAACAAAGCAUAUAUACAGCAGGAGCAGCUCCAUACUUGGAUCUCUCCGAUAACAUGAUGAUUAGUUGUGUGGCAUAAAGAAACUACAACUGAACAUGUGGGAAACGGAUGAGGACAUGGCUGCUUUCCAGAUUUCUGUUGAUGAAAAUGUGCCUUUUAUUUGUACAAUGUGUUUUUAUUUCGCUUUAUCUCUCUUCAAAGUGCAAUAGCUGAUCUUCAGUUGGGUAUGUGUGUUCACUAGAAGUCAUGUUUUGCUCUGCUGCGUGUCACUGCUUAGGACUACCGUUUUCUCUCUGUCUCUCCCUCCCUCUCUAUUACAGUAUAUAUGAUAAAUGUAUCAUUUCCAGAUUCUAGAUAUAAACCUUUGUCAGAGGGAAUUACACAGAAAAAUUACUAUUUUGGAACAGGUAUAGGAAAAAAGGAAAUAAAAACAGUCCAAAUAAUGUUUUACAGAUUUAAUCUUUUGGUUGUUUUGGAUUUAACAUUAUAAUGUAUGACUGUUGGCAAUAAAACCGUGAAUGUGUAGAA